Messenger RNA from Penicillium taxi, 4371 nucleotides. RefSeq lists its product as uncharacterized. Gene Ontology annotation, cellular component: chromatin; nucleus. Bases 1 to 4371 code for a protein of 1456 amino acids. NCBI's taxonomy places the organism in Eukaryota, Fungi, Ascomycota, Eurotiomycetes, Eurotiales, Aspergillaceae. The record is from RefSeq and is a predicted model, not a curated record. Gene Ontology annotation, molecular function: ATP binding; chromatin binding; ATP hydrolysis activity. Gene Ontology annotation, biological process: chromatin remodeling; negative regulation of transcription by RNA polymerase II. The transcript has 2 exons.
AUGUUCACUCAUAGCAGCUCUGAUGUCGAUGAUCCAGAUGCUUCUGCCGCCCAGCUCCUGGAGCAGUUUGGAUGCUCAAUAACUCGCAAAACAUCCUCGAACAAAGCACAAGCAGAUAACCAUGUACAAGAGUCUUUACAAACGGGCCCUCCAUUGGAGAUGCAUGAAACCACGUUCGAAGUCAUUAUACCAUCAGUUGAAAAUCCUAAAGAUUACAAAUAUCUGCCAGGACAUAACUCAGUUCGCCGAAUUCUAAGUGUAGAGCCAGAUCGAGAUAAUCCGAUUUAUACUAUCAGGCUUCAUAGUGGGGAACGUCAAACGAUCACCCACCAGCGCCUCUUGGAACUGAAAAAUAGUUUAAAUGCUCUAGAGCGUUUCAAUUUCCCCUCACGUUCACCUUCACCCUCAAUAUCGACAUCAACAUCAUCCUCAAAAUCAUCUUCAGAUUCGACUGACGAUCUUGCUUUGAGUCCAGACCAACCCAAUCACUACUACUAUUCUUCUGCGUCAGGAUUUAACACGGCAUCCGUCGAAGAAUCCAAGGACAUGACCAACGCAAGCAAACGCAAGCGCAAGCAGAAGAAAAACUACAUGGCAUACUUUAAGGCCCAGUUCUCAAGUGAUGAUGAGCUGUCCAAUAAUCAUGGUCGUAGGGUGAAACAAGCUCGUGGUCGGGCAGUUCGUGAUUCGACUUUGAGUUCGUCCCACGCAGAUAACCGAAAGUCUUCACGCCACAAGGGUCAGAAACUGAGAAACUUGAAAGAACGUCAGGAGGACGAUUAUUCAGAAGCGGAGAGUGAUGCACCGAAGCGCAAAAAGUAUUCUGGCGCUCGAGAGGUAUUCAGUGAACUUUCCCUCGAUGAUGAAUUCAGACAGCUUCAUUAUCCAUACUGUAUCACCUGUGGACUUCACAAUAAUGAUGACAAAAAAGGACCACUUGUUUUUUGUCAAGGUUGCAGUUCUUCUUGUCAUCAGGUUUGUCUUGGAGUUCGUACCACAAGACAGCAUCUCGUAACCAAAAUCGGCGAGGGAAACUGCAUUCUUCAAUGCCGCCGCUGCAUUGGUUUUGCAAAUUCGAACAACGAAAUGCUCCCCCAUCUAGGCUGUUGUGCUGUCUGCAAUGAGAAGGGCCCAAUGUCCGAGCCGCUGCGAGAGCGUCUUUCGUCGAAGGAGGAGCAGCAGCUACGGUCAGAUAAUGGUGGAUUGGAUCCAGUCACCCCAAUAGAGAUGUCUCGAGUAAACAACAUACGCAAUAUACUUUUCAGAUGCACCGGCUGUCAUCGUGCAUUCCAUACUGAACAUUUUCCGCACAUGGACGGCUUAGACCCCUCUGAUUCUUUCGCUGGUUACGGUGCUCACUGGCAGUGUCAUGACUGCACUGGAGUAGACAGUCAAGUGGAGUUAAUUGUUGCAUGGCGUCCAGCCAAUUUCCAAGCCGCUAAAAUCCUCGACCAUGAUCAGAUUCCAGAGAUUGAAAAAGAAUACCUCGUCAAGUGGAAGCGGAAAUCUUAUUAUCGUGUUACUUGGAUGCGUGGAGACUGGGUCACGUGUUACACUCACGCUGCCAUAAGAAAAAAGUUCAACAAGGAGCCACAUGAGCCAAUCUUCGAGGCCGAAAAUGCCAUUCCAGACGAUAAUUUUCGGGUUGACAUUGUUUUUGACGUGACCUAUUUUGACAAUGUCAGUGCGGAAGAUAAAGCAAGGCCAGAAAUGGUCAAGGAGGCGUACGUCAAAUACAUAGGCCUUAACUACGAAGACGUCGUUUGGGAAUCACCACCCAAGCCAACCGAAACAUCCCGUUGGGAAGACUUCAAGCUGGCAUUCACAGAAUGGCAGCAGCAAAGCAAAUUUACGACUCCUAAUGCCACGAUACUCAGGGAUUAUCUGGCAAAAAUUCGGCUACAGAAUUUCGAGAAGAGGCUAGUCUUGAAAAGGCAGCCUGAGAUGAUAAGACAUGGUGAACUCAUGGAGUACCAGAUGGAUGGCGUUAACUGGAUUUACUACAUGUUUCUCAAGCAACAAAACGCCAUUUUAGCCGAUGACAUGGGUCUCGGAAAGACUAUACAGGUCAUUGGCUUCCUUGCAGCUCUUAUUGAGAAGCACAAGUGUUUUCCAUUUUUGGUUGUUUGCCCCAAUUCAACUGUUGCAAAUUGGCGUCGUGAAAUCAAAACAUGGACUCCAGGAAUUCGGGUCGUGACAUAUUUCGGUUCUAAGUUUUCGCGCCAAAUGGCCAAGGAAUAUGAAAUCUUCCCCGGAAGCUCUCCUACCCCCAAAUGCCAUGUGGUGAUUGCCUCGUAUGAGAGCAUGAUUGAUGACGAUUCAAACAGAGUUUUGAAAAAGAUUAAAUGGGCAGGUUUGAUAGUCGACGAAGGACAGCGCCUCAAAAAUGACAAAACAAUCCUUUAUACGAUCCUUGAACAAAUGAAAUUCUCCUUUCGGCUACUUCUCACCGGCACACCUCUGCAGAACAACGUCCGAGAGUUGUUCAACCUUCUGCAAUUCCUUGACAAAGAUAAUGAUGCAGAAGAAUUGGAGGAGGAGUAUGAAGGAGGUCUUACCUCAGAGAAAAUUCGCGCUCUUCAUGAUUUGAUCCGCCCCUUCUUCCUGCGUCGUACGAAAGCCCAGGUUUUGCCCUUCUUGCCAUCUGUAAUGCAAAUCAUCAUUCCCGUCUCGAUGUCCAUCGUGCAGAAAAAACUUUACAAGUCUAUAUUGGCAAAGAACCCAAAUCUUAUCAAAGCAAUCUGCAGCAAACGACCUGACAUGAUGAAGAGGGGGGAUAAGUUGAGCUUGAACAACAUAUUGAUGCAGCUCCGCAAGUGUCUUUGUCACCCUUUCAUCUACAAUAAGGAUAUUGAGGAGCGAACUCAAGAUCGUGAAUUGGAGCAUAAGCACUUGGUGGAGGCAUCUGGUAAACUUCAAUUACUGACCUUGAUGCUGCCCAAACUUCAUGAGCGUGGACAUCGGGUUUUGAUCUUCAGCCAAUUUUUGGGAUAUAUGGACAUUGCCGAAGAUUUUCUUAAUGGCCUAUCUCUGAAAUACUGUCGUCUCGAUGGAAAUAUGAACGCUCGACAGAAGCAGCAACAGAUAGAUCUCUUCAACGCUCCAAAUUCUCCAUAUUUUGCCUUCUUACUUUCAACCAGAUCUGGCGGAGUUGGUAUCAACCUCGCAACUGCGGAUACCGUGAUCAUCAUGGAUCCAGACUUCAAUCCAAAGCAAGAUAUGCAAGCAAUGUCCCGUGCACAUCGAAUCGGUCAACAAAAAACUGUCCUCGUUUUCCAUUUGAUAACACGAGCUUCUGUGGAGGAAAAAAUCAUGGAGAAGGGCAAGAAAAAAAUGGCCCUUGAUCAUGUUCUUAUCGAUCGUAUGGAAGCCACGGAGGAGGAUGGCGAGGACCUUGUAUCCAUUCUUCGACAUGGAGCAAGAUUGUUAUUCGAGGACGAAAAUUCUGGCCACACUGUCCAUUACGAUUCCGAGUCUAUCGACAAACUUUUAGACCGCAGCCAAGCCGAAGAGACACAAAAGACUAACCGCAAUGCCACUACUUUCUUGACCGACCAACAGCCGCAAUUUGGCUUUGCCCGAGUCUGGCAAAAUGACCGGGGGGCUUUUGAAGAAGUGACGGAAACCGAAGAUACCCCGAUUGAUGACCCAGUGUGGGAAACCCUACUUAAGGAACGUGAGCAGGAGGCCAUCAAAGAAUCUAAUCGGAGAGCCGAGAUCCUUGGCCGCGGUAAACGUAAACGAGCCAAUGUCCACUAUCAUACUUCACGCUUGGAGAAUACUGAACUUGACGCUGAUCUCACCCCCAACUCCUCUCCCUUUAAACGUCAAAAGAGCCGAAAGCUUUCCGAGAGUGAUAAUGAACAAGAUUACGUUGAAAAGGAGUCCGAGUUAUCUGAUGAAGAGGAUGUAGGACUAUCUGAUGCUAUGGACUUGGACGAAGGUGCUUCAGUCCCAUUUCUUCACGCCCAGAUCCAGAGCCAUCCCUCCCAAUUCACUCCCGCUCAUGUCCAGCAUCCUCAGCAGAGCUUGGGUCUUGAUGGUGCCUCCGGUGGAAAUAACACGGCCAGCGCAUCGUCUCGCUGCGUCGUAUGCACUGAAUACCAUGUCUCUGGUCACUGUCCCUGCAAAUUAGCAGGGGUCGAGCUUUGUCCUCUGUGUGGCCUGGCACAUUUUGGGGGCCGCCGUUCCUGUGCCAUGCUUCAUUCUGUUGCCCAGCUUCGGUACUUGCUGGAAAGAUUGCCACGCAGCACCGAGUCUCCGGAGCUCAUCGGUAUUGCAGAGAAAUACUUGAAGGGUGCAAUUAGAAGCCAAAUGAAACAUGAUCGAGAUAAGGUGGCCGAUGGCAACAUCUCAGUGCCCCCGGCCUAA